This is a messenger RNA of Prinia subflava (tawny-flanked prinia), 7573 nucleotides long. It is a transcript of the gene RTEL1, whose product is annotated as regulator of telomere elongation helicase 1. The transcript has 36 exons. Lineage: Eukaryota; Metazoa; Chordata; Aves; Passeriformes; Cisticolidae. Gene Ontology annotation, biological process: negative regulation of t-circle formation; DNA recombination; regulation of double-strand break repair via homologous recombination. The record is from RefSeq and is a predicted model, not a curated record. Gene Ontology annotation, molecular function: DNA helicase activity; DNA binding; DNA polymerase binding. Gene Ontology annotation, cellular component: nucleus. Bases 2699 to 6610 code for a protein of 1303 amino acids.
AAAUGGGGAGCAAAUAAUAUGGAGGGUCAAGGUGGAAAGCUGUGUUGUUAUUUCCCAACAGUAAAUGGACUGAAAAGCUCUGGACUGUCAGGAUUAGAAGAAAUUAAACAAUUGGGAGGAAAAAAAACCCAAAAAACCCCCCAGAAAGACAACAAAUGGCAACUCAAUCCUUCCCUAUAUGAAAAGGAGUAAAUAACCUUCAUGCCAACCACAGCAGUUUCACAGGUGGCCCUUGUGGCUCUUUUGUCCCAUUCCUGAAGAUUCCUGCUCCUCUCUCAGCAUCUGGAUCUCAUCUGGGAAGAGAGAUUCUGCCUGGGCAGCCUCUGAACAAACACGGCCUUUAUUCACUUUGUGCUUCUGCAGAGCACCAGCGUUCCCCUUGCUGGGGUCUCUGGUAUGGUUCAGUCACUUUCCCACAGUGGUUAAGGAUGAUCUUUCACAAGGUUUUUAUUUUGUACAUUGGUUUGGUUUUUUUUUCCCCUUGAAAAUGAAAAAUAGAUUAUCCAAGAUCUUAAAUCCCAGUAAUGAGUGAGAAGUGGAGAUGAGCUGGUUCCUCCUGGCUGGGCUGGCAGGGACAGGCUGGUGAGGGGCUGUCACACAACUCUCUGUGCUGCUCAGACACAGCUUUGAAAUCUCUCUUUCCUUUCCAAACUCCAUCUUUAUAAGAAUCCAGGGUUUAUUCUCAGCAGACAAACACCAAGAUGACAAUCCAGUGUGAGACCAACACCUUUAUUUAUCACAUCUUUAUCCCAACAGACACUGCAGCUGCACUAAACCUCCACAACACAGAAUAUUAUUUUUCCCUCUAAACUUAGAACCCACUGUCUGUGUUCUGUUUUUAGAAGGCCAGCAGUGCUGCCAGCCUGCAGCCCUGGUCAGGUGAGGUCACUGGUGCAGAGGAGCAGCUCCAGGAGCUGCGGAGCUGACUCAUGUUCGCUGUUGGACACGGGCACCUGCUGACUCACAGCCUCUCCUGCCUUGGGAUGCCUCCCUGCUCCCCUCUGUCAGCAGUGACACUGCUUCUAUCAACAGCACUGAAGAAAGGCAAAACAACAUCCUCUGAUACACUACUGAUGUUGUUCUUCCAUGUGGCAAAGAUGUAUUUACAGGGAAUCACAACAACACGGUAUUCCAUGUAUUUAUGCGGAGUUCUAAACAUUUUUUUCUCCUCUCAAGUUAUCUCACACUCUCAUUUCACAAUCUUUACAAACUAAUAUCAUUUGCAGCUUAAUUGUGUGUGACUGGAAUCACAUUAAAGAGUUCACAGUCAGAAACAUGAGCAAAACCAGCUGUUAAACUCUGUGUGGAGCACACAAAGAUCCGCAGGAAUAACUCAAGCAUUCUCCAGCCCAUUCCCUACAAUUAAAGACAGUUUAUGAUCCAGGGAAGUUCAGCUCAAGGAAUUUAAGGGCUGGCAACCAAACCAGCAACACCCAUGAGCUCCCCUGACCCAACACCAUGACACAGAAGGUACAACGAGUUCAGGAACAGAAUAGAUCACACAAUGUUUAACUUCCACAGUUUAAGGUCUGUUCCUUUUAAUAUCAGAACUGUUUUACAGACAAACAAGCUGUGCAGCUGGCCAGGAGUAAAGCAUUUUAGAGCUACAUUAGAAGAAGCCACAUCCUGUUCUACAUCUAUGCAGUGACAGCAUGAGAUACAGCAAUAAACCACAGAGAUGAGUACAAAGUAUUUUCUUCCUGCCUUCUCUCUCAUAGAGUUGCAUAAAACAUAGUUUUACAGAAUUUGGGGAUCCAGGUAAACCAUGCCUAAGCAUUUAUUAAAACCAGAUUCUGACGAAACUGGCUAAUCCAUCAGUUCAGAGCAGUGCACCACAAUCACACGGCCUGAGGACCUGGAAUGCCGACAAAGCUCCUGGAUGUGCCUGGAUGCACUGGCAGGGGACUGAAGGGUGGGAGCACCGUGCUGAAGAAAAGCCGGGAACAAAGGGGCGGCACAUUCACCCCUAACAAAAGAGACCUGUCAGAAUUCAUUACCGUUCCUAACGCAGGAGGUACGAGGCUCAACAUAAAGCCACAGAACCCUCCCACCUCAAAAUGCCGAGGGUUUCACAAAGCAUCCUGCCGUGUUCUGCCCUCCCCUGCGUGCAGCACCGCCCAAGGGUGGCCGAGCGCAGCACAAAGCACAGCAGGGAACAAGCACAAACUGUGGCCAAGGGCACCGCUUAUCGCUCCUGAACCGUUCAGAACGGGAGAAACGCCACUCCCGGGUGGCCCUGGCGCGGGGGACCCCUACAGGGCUGGGAGGCUUUGGAAAUGCAGCUUUUCGCCAGCGAACAGCCGAUAUUGCGCUCCUUCGGGGCCGCACCUCGGCCUCCGCCCCGGGGGAAGCGGCUGCGGAACCCUCCGGGUGAACCACCCAGGGCCUGUCCGGGGAGCGGAACCGCUUCCCUCAGACCGGCAGCGCUCGAACCCCGCAGGGCUUGCGCCGCUUCUACCCAGGGCCACUCAUGAGACGCCACCAGCCCCGCUCUCUCCCUGACGGCCCGGCCCGGCCUCCACCGCGCUCCCCCGGCCCGGGCCCGCCAUGGCCGCCGCCUUCCCGGCCCGUUACCGGGGCAACGCCGGCGCUCUCGCGAGGCGCGCGCCGGAAGUGACGCGUGUCGCGCGUUGGUGACACGUGACGGGGGCGCGGGGAUUCCGAACGGCGCAGCGGGAGGCACCUCAGGGAAGGAAUCAUGCCCAGGAUCACUGUGAAUGGGAUCACGGUGGAUUUCCCCUUCCAGCCCUACCCAUGCCAGAAAGCCUACAUGGCCAAGGUGCUGGAAUGCCUGCAAAAGAAGGUAAAUGGCAUUUUGGAGAGCCCUACAGGCACAGGAAAGACCCUGUGCCUGCUGUGUUCCACCCUGGCCUGGCGGGAGCACUUCAAGGACACCAUCUCAGCCCGGAAAAUCGCACAGCGCAUGAACGGGGUGGAGCUCUUCCCUGACAGACCUCUGUCCUCCUGGGGCACUGCUGCCACAGAUGGGGAUGUCCCCACUUAUUACACUGACAUUCCAAAAAUAAUUUAUGCCUCCAGGACUCACUCCCAGCUUACACAAGUCAUUAAUGAGUUAAAGAAUACAGUGUACAGGCCAAAGGUUUGUGUGCUGGGAUCCAGGGAGCAGCUCUGCAUCAAUCCUGAAGUGAAGCGACAGGAGGGCAACCACAUGCAGAUCUACAUGUGCCGAAUGAAGGUGAUGGCUCGGUCUUGUCAUUUCUAUAACAAUGUGGAAGAAAAGAGUACAGAGAAAGAACUGAUUGAAUCAAUCAUGGAUAUUGAAGACUUGGUUAAAAAUGGAAACAGGCACAGAGCUUGUCCUUACUAUCUCUCUCGAAGUCUGAAGCAGCAAGCAGACAUUAUUUUUAUGCCUUACAACUAUUUACUAGACUCAAAGAGCAGGAAAUCACACAACUUGGACCUGAAGGGGACUGUGGUGAUCCUUGAUGAAGCUCACAAUGUGGAGAAGUUGUGUGAGGAAUCCUCUUCCUUUGACUUGACUCCCUACGAUUUGGCUUCAGCAAUGGAUGCAAUAAAUGUUGUCCUGGAGGAACAAGCCAAAGUGGUUCAACAGAAUGAAAUCAAUGCUGAAUUCAACAUGGAGUUGGCCAGUUCAGGACUGAACAUGGAACUGGAAGAUAUAGCGAAGAUCAAGAAAAUUCUUCUUCAGCUUGAAAGUGCUAUUGAUGCAGUGGAGCUGCCAGAAAAUGGUAGUGGAGUCACCAAAGAGGGAAGCUACAUCUUUGAUCUGUUUGCAGAGGCCCAAAUAACGUGGCAGACCAAAUCCUCCCUCUUGGAGUCACUGGAGCAGAUUUUACAGUUUCUUUCAGGCCGUACUGGGAUAUUUAUCAAUACAUCUGGAUUGCAUAAGGUCUCAGAUAUUAUCCAGACAGUGUUCAGCAUUGAUCCUCCAGAAGGAGUCACAACAGGGUUCCUGCCACAUCAGGCAAUAUCUAAAUAUUACAAGGUACAUAUUCACGUGGAUAAUGGUAGUCAGAAAAAGAAACAAAAGACAGAUCCCUGGAAUUCAUCAUCUUCCAAAAGACAAGGGAAGACUUUAAGCUAUUGGUGUUUCAGCCCUGGGUACAGCAUGCACGAGCUCGUUCGACAGGGAGUCAGGACAAUCAUCCUCACCAGCGGGACACUCUCCCCCCUCUCAUCCUUUACAAUGGAAAUGCAGAUCCCUUUUCCUGUUUGCCUGGAGAAUCCUCAUGUCAUUGAUAAACACCAGCUCUGGGUUGGGAUCAUUCCAAAGGGACCUGAUGGAACUGUGCUUACUUCCACCUAUGAAAGAAGGUUUUCAGAGGAUUAUUUAUCUUCUCUGGGGAAAACAAUUGGUAACCUUGUGCGAGUUGUGCCACAUGGGCUGUUGAUGUUCUUCCCAUCAUAUCCUGUCAUGGAUAAGAGCCUGGAAUACUGGAGAGAGCAUGAUUUUGCCAAAAGAAUAGAAGAAGUGAAGCCAAUGUUUGUGGAACCCAGAAACAAAGGAAGCUUUUCAGAGGUUAUUGAUGCCUAUUAUGAAAAAGUCACCUGUCCUAAGUCCAAUGGAGCUGUAUUUCUGGCAGUGUGUCGGGGCAAGGCCAGUGAGGGCCUGGACUUUGCAGACAUAAAUGGACGAGGAGUCAUCAUUACUGGGCUUCCAUUUCCCCCUCGUAUGGAUCCCAGGGUCAUUUUAAAGAUGCAGUUCCUGGAUGAGAUGAAGAGAACUAGUGCAGGUGCACAGUAUCUGUCUGGGCGUGAGUGGUACAGCCAGCAGGCAUCACGGGCUGUCAACCAGGCCAUCGGCCGGGUCAUCAGGCACCGCCAGGACUACGGGGCCAUCUUCCUGUGUGACCACAGGUUCACAACUUUUGAUGUCAGAGGCAAACUGCCUUCGUGGGUCCGGCCCUAUGUGAAUGUUUAUGACAACUUCGGGCACGCGGUCAGAAGUGUCUCCCUCUUCUUCCGUGUUGCUCAAGAAAUUAUUCCUCCACCCCUGCCUCAGUGCCCUCCUGGACAUAGUGCUUCCCUAGGGGAAAGCAAUGCAGCACCAUCUACUUCAUCUGAGCAGGUCCUCUCCCUGCAAAAAGCUAAAAACCUGGAUGACCAUGUUCCAAGUUUGAAGAGGAAAAGGAAAGUAAAUGGAGAUGGAGCACCCAGCCUGUGUGUGGAAUAUGAACAGGAGUUUGUCUCACCCCGAAGAAAAUGUGUUGGGCUCUUGGAUGCCUUGGAGCGCAGUGAGAAGAGCACUGAAGAUGCAGAGGAGGAAGCUGAUCUGUCAGGAGAGGAAAAGGCACAUCAUCUGUCCACACUUUCCCUUCAGUAUGAGAAGAGAUUAACAGAUGAGCAGAAAGGAGGAAGGAAGAAAAUAAAGCUAAUCAGCAACACACAGGAGCGGAGAGCGGAGCCGGCGGAGCCCAAGAAGGCGCGGGCCACGCUUUACAUCGCCACGGUGAAGGACACCCUGAGCCAGCAGAACUACGAGCUCUUCUCCAAGGCUCUGCAGCAGUACAAGAAGACAGAUGACUUCCAUGCCAUGCUGUCCCAAAUGAGCUCUCUCUUCGUAGAGGAUGAAAAAAAGCACGUCCUGCUACGAGAUUUUUACCAGUUUGUUCGACCCCAGCAUAAAAAGCAGUUUGAUGAAGCGUGCUGCAGUCUGACUGGAGCAGGCUGUGGCUACAAACCUGAGCACAGCCUCCCACGGGAGGAGAGGGAGACCCUGGCCAAGAGAAUGGAAGAGAAACAGAGCCAGCAGAAAAGUACAUUCUCCAAGGCCUCGUGUGCUCAGCUGAACUCUGGGCUCCACCUGAACCAAGGAGGAUCUCACUUGGCAACAGGACUGAAUAGUGCAGGGCAGAGUGCCAGUGCAGCUCCAAGGAAAGAGGCUGAAAAGGCUCCAGGCUCCAGGAGAGAGCAUCACCAGGCCCUCAGGACUGCUUAUCUCAGCGAUGUGCAGAGGGCUCUGGACAAAAGCAGCUACAGCCAGUUCUACUCUGCUCUGCUGGCUUACAAGAAGACAGAUAAUUACGAUGCCAUGGUGUCGGUGAUAGCAGCACUCACCACGGAGAGGCCACAGGACUUUCAUCUCCUACAAAGGUUUUACAUGUUCGUGCGUCCUCACCACAAAGAGCAGUUCAGAAAGCUGUGCAAGGAUUUGACUGGAAUGGUCUGUGGUGAGGGAGAGAAGCAACUGCAACAGCUGGAGCAAAGUGAAGGGAAACCCCAGAGCUUGGAGAGCUGCACAAAAGGAAUCAGCCACGUGCAAGACACAGCCCCUUCUAAGAGUGGGGCACCAGGAAAAAUUCAGAGUAAGAUUUCCUCCUUCUGCUUUAGCCAGAAAAGUGAACCUGAGUUGCCAAAGACUGAAGUGUCCAAAGAAACCAGUAAUGUGAGAGCACCCACAGACUCUGGAGCUGUGCCCAUCUUUCCCCUAGAGAUGGAACCAGAGUGUGGAAGAUUCCACUGCUCUAACUGCAAAUGCGAGGAUGAUGUGCCUUUUAAAUGCCCAUUUUGUGACUUCACUUGCUGCAAAACGUGCUGGAAGCAGUUCUUAAAGGUGCUGAAGAAGUGUCCCGAGUGCCGCAGUGAAGUGAAGAGGAAGCGAUUAAUCCAGGUUUUCUUCUGGUCCUGAUCCACCCACAGAAAGGGCAGGAGAUCCUCUGUGCCAGCAGAAGGCAGUGGCUGUGCCCUGGCUCUUGCUGAGCAGGAGCCAGAUGAGGAUGAGGAUGGAGAUUCUUUAAAUCCCUGUGAUCCUUGUCUCUGGAUUAGGAGUGAGCCCCAGCACAGGUCGUUUUCUGGCAAAGGUGAUCGAGCCUGAAAAGUCUCACUGCAGGGACAAAGCAGAACAUACUCCUCUCUUAGAACUAAGAAAGUUAAUUUUUUACUCACUUUACCCCCUGAAUUCUCCUGUGGCCACUCUUUGGCUGAAAUUUUAUAUCCUGGAGGCAGCUGUCAUUUCAGGUAAUACCAGAUCAUGGAAAAACCCCAGGAAUGCUCCUGCAAUGGCCCUGAGCUGGCUAAGGAGGCCAGACUACCCCUACCUAACCCACUGGUGUUCCUGGAAGAGGUGAUUCACAUUCACUGUUUGGGGUUUGGCAGCAGCCACUGUCUCCAAGAGCAGAAGAUACUGAAAGGAUCAUUUUAUACAGAUGAAUUCCACUGGUGGAUGGUGAACAGAAGCUCCCUCAUCUGCUCUACACCCCAAUGCCUGAUUCCAACUAUCAUGGGAUUUUUUUGGAACAUGCUUCUAGGGAGGCUUUACUCUUCACUCAGUGCUGGUAUUUCCAUCUGCCUGUAUUACCUGAUCUGCUUUCCAAGAAGAAGGAACUAAAUGUUUUAAAACUUUUAAAUUAAUCAAGUUAGAUGGGUUAAAAAAAAUUCCUUGAUACUUCCACUCUCUGUGAGUAGUGGUUAACCUAAAAAAUUGUAUCCAUUUUAAAUCUUCUAUAGCUGCUGUAAAUUAGACUGUAAAAUAAAACCAUUUUGUCUAAGUUUGAUUUGGUUUAAUUAAAAAAAAAAAGAAUUUUAAAAAAUAACCAGAUAUAAAAACACUGGACAUUGAGUCCUAAUGGCCCUGGUAGGAGCAAGUGGAAAG